Messenger RNA from Baudoinia panamericana UAMH 10762, 501 nucleotides. RefSeq lists its product as uncharacterized. Bases 1 to 501 code for a protein of 166 amino acids. The transcript has a single exon. Lineage: Eukaryota; Fungi; Ascomycota; Dothideomycetes; Mycosphaerellales; Teratosphaeriaceae. The record is from RefSeq and is a predicted model, not a curated record.
AUGGCGACCCAAUCCUUCCGCGACAUCUACAGCUACCUCCCCCCACCCUCCGAAUGCUUCGCCCUCCUAGUCGGCUGCAUGGAGCUGACCGUCUUCGGCCUCGGCGGCCUCGCCAACCCCAUGGAAUUCGGCAAAGGCUACGGUCUCCCCAUGACGCCCGCCACAACCUCUCAAGCCCACCCGGGCGCACUCGAAGCUUCGUCCGACGAGAAGCAGAAAGCCGGUAGCGUGCAGAAGACGCAAGAAGCGUACAUUGCCGCGAUUGCUGCACGGAAUAUUCAGAAUGGCGUGUUGAUCCUGACGUUGGGAUUGUAUGUUAAGGAUCGGCGGGCCAUGGGUAUUGCGUUGAUGGCGGGUCUGGUUGCGACGGUGGGGGAUGCGUUGAUUGUGCAGGCUUAUGGGGUGCCGAGUGCGGUUUGGGGACAUUUGAUUGGGGUCUUUAACAGUGUGGCUAUUGGAGGCUCGCUGUUGUACUGGGGCAGGACUGAUCCUUGGUGGUAA